Molecule: messenger RNA, 5200 nt
Organism: Pseudomyrmex gracilis
Lineage: Eukaryota; Metazoa; Arthropoda; Insecta; Hymenoptera; Formicidae
Exons: 19
Coding region: 430-4059 (1209 amino acids)
Molecular function (GO): protein binding
Source: RefSeq, a predicted model, not a curated record
AACACUGCAAAGUUCGCACCUACAUGUAACUUGUUGUAGGUAGUUUUUGCAGUUUUGUGUUCAAUUCGUGAUACAUAAAAGAUUAAAAACGUUAUUUUUUUUUUAUCUAUUAAUUUUAUUUUUUAGUUUUGAACGAAGAAACAGGAAACGUUUUUGUAUAACUAAAUAUUUUGUGAAAUAUAUAAUCCACGUUGCAAUCCGUGAAACCAUUAUAAAAGCCAUUUUCUUUACUACGGACACGAUUAAAAGUGCAAGAUCCACAUAGAAAAUCAUGAUUUAUUCGAGUUUUUGUACUAGUAUAUUUGCUGUGCUUGUGUUUCUAUUACUGUGUUAACUUGUAGUGAAAAAUAUAUAUGUAUUAAAAUACUUGAUUAAUUUUUUAUUUAUUUUGAUUUGAUUAAUUUUUUCUAAAGACCAUCUUUAUUGCUUAUGAAGAUUGUAUGUGAAAGUGGAACAUAUUUAAUGACAAUGCAGAUUGUGGUAAGAUUUUUCCUUGUUGCUGCCCAAAUAUUUUACAGUUGUGGAAAAGUUAUUCUUUUACGUGGAGAAUCACAUCAUACCAAUUCAUCUGUAAGUGAGAGAAAAUAUAUAUGUCUCUCAGAAGACGACGGCGGCGCACUUGUAUGGAAUGACAAUUUAGUUCUUCGAUAUCAGCAAGAAAAAUAUCGUACUGAUUUGCAGUUUCACAGUAGUCAUCUAUACAAUACCUCGAUAAAUUGCAAAAUGAACGCAACAAAAUGUUUAGAAUCCUGGGAUCGAAGAAACUGGGAUCUUACAAAUUCUAUAAAAACACCCAUGGGUCCGGUAUUUGAUCAAAGAUGGGAAGAAUUCCAAGAAUUCAAUUAUUUGUCUGAGCAACAACCAGAAUUUUACGGACAUUUAGGAGCAAUGUCUGUUUCAAUUCGUUCAGGACAGAACGUGCAGAUUUGGUUGUGUAAUGUUUUAAGGUAUUCUCCAACAAAUUCAUCUGGUACACAAAAAAGAAAGUGUUUUCGUAUAACAUUAAAAUACGAUAAUGCGGAUUCCACCAUUCAAAGCUGUAUUAUAUAUGAUAAGAAGAAUCUGACUCACCAUUGUUCUUACAACAUAAUUAGUAAAAGAUUACUGUCAUUAUCUGAAACUGAAUGGCGAACAUUUCUCAUUUCAUGGAAUACUUCGAAGAAAAAUGUUACUGUUUAUGAUACAAAUGAUAAGAACAAAGUGCUUACAUUUAAAGAUACAGAAAUAUUUAACUCAACUUUAUAUAGAUUCUAUUACUUCUUCAUCACAGCACAGAAUUUACAAAAAGUGGUGUAUCGAUUUCAUGACUAUUAUUUUCUGCACACAGUUGACAAGAAUGCAAAUUUAAUGAGUCCUAUUUAUUAUUUUGAUACUCUAAAGACAUGCAUACAAUUAGUACUAGGCUUGUGCGCAGAAUGUGAUGCAGACGUCGAGAUAAUUCAUUCAACGACAAAUACAAUAUUAAAAUCUGUAACAGCUAAAGGCUCACUAAAUGCUGCGAUUCAUGGCUUACCUAUGUGGCAACUCAUUAAAUUUAAUGAAACUUUUUCAACGGUCAACUUUAGUGGUGGUGUGAAAAUAAAUGUAAUUCCCAAACUCUCAAAGCCUAAUCCCAGUCCGUUAUGGGCAAUAGCCGAUGUUCGUGAAUGCUCCAAUACAGAGGUUUUGAGAAAAGGAGUUAUUUCGCAAAUAAACAAUGAAUCUAAUUCGUGGUUGAAUCUAACAUGUCAAAAGUUAUUUUUCAAUAAAAAUACUGUCGUAAGUUCUUUAUCAAAACCAACAAUCAGCAUAGAUCUAGAUGACAAAAUUUGUCCUGAGGGAAAAAUUGGACCAGAAUGUUCCUUUUCCUGCAAACAUGAUUUAGACAGUUCUUCUAACUGCAAUGGAACUGCAAUCUGUUACAACACCGGUUGCUUAUGUUAUCCAGGAUUUCAAGGCGAUACAUGUUCUGAUGUAUGUGACGACAAUUGGUAUGCGAUACAAACUUUCAACAUACUGUCCACGGAAAAUAGCAUAAGUAUUGAUUGGCAAAACAAUUCACAUCACUUAUUUCCGUGUCCAGCACAUUGGUAUUCUGUAACCCUCCAUAAUAGAAAUACAGGCGAGAAUAUUCGUAACUCAACAGUUCUCACUUUUCCUCAUGAAGUGUCAGAUUUACCGCCAUAUAGUCCUUUCAAUGUGAUUAUAAUUCAUCCGCAACUUGCUCACACAACCAUAAAACGUAGCUACAUGUUUUUCACUUAUAUUCGUACCUUACGAAGCGCUGCAACAAGAGAAUUAGAUAUUCAAUAUGUUGCAAACUCGAGCACACAAGUUACUAUAAAAUGGAACUCUCCAAAUCACUUAAACGUAGUGCUGUAUGAAAUAACAUUAAAGAUUACUGUGUACUAUGGCUGUGAAGAUUUAAAUGAAACCACAUCGGUUGCACCUAGUAAAACCUAUACUACAUCCGAAACAGUAAUCACAUUCUCAGAUUUACAUCCGUACGCUUCUUACACAGUAAAAGUGACUGCACAUGAAUCUCCGAAAAGCAGUUAUGGCGCAGAAAUAACUUUUAAUACAAACAAAUCUGACAUACCAACAGAAGUGUUUACAGAUUUAAAAGCACACAAGUGGACAUUAUCAUGGAAGCCACCUACAGAUUGCUCGACGAUUUCGGGACCCUUAAACGCUAAAAUAAAAAUUAGAGGAGUUAGUACAGCUGUAAAACAUUUCAGUGCAAUUGAAUUUACAUCGCGCUGGUCUAUUGACUUAACUAUACUGAAUCCACCACUACUUAGUAACGAGGUAUAUCGAGCAACUGUUUAUGUAAUAAGAGAAUAUAAUAGUACAGAGAAUUCCUCAGUUUAUCAANAANNNNACUUCANAACNCCANCCACAGCUCCACCUGCAAUAGCAAAUCUNGAAAUUGUUGAGAUUGAUACUCGUUCAGUGCCACUUAUAUUACACUUGAGAUGGUUACGUCCACUUUUAACCUUAAAAAAUAAUGAUUCUUAUUAUAACGUUACUACUUAUUGCAAUCAAUAUGCCUAUUCCGUUAAAGUGAAUAUAAAUACCUUCUGUGAUUUGUGGCAAGAUUAUAUCUGCAGAAUAGUAUAUCUAGUUCAUGAACCAUGUUCCAACAUUCAGGUUUCGGAGAUAAAAAAAAAUGAUACAGAUGCGAGAUCACCGGCUAAUGUAUUUCAGGAAAUGUUUAAUAUUACAAAACCAGAGAAACCUGCAUUCUUUAAUUACACAAUACUCAAUAACAGUAUAGUCGAUUUACUAUGGCAUCAUCCUUGGAAGACAAGUCGUCAUCUACAAUGUUUUCUCAUCACCGUAGAAGAAAGUAUUUCAUAUCUGAAACAGCGCAUUUCUCAAUCAACCGCAAAAACAGAGUAUAUUUAUAGAGUAGAUAAAUAUAAACGUAAUUAUACCAAGCGUUUACAUUUAUAUCCAUCGACAGAGUAUCGAAUCUUAAUUCGAUCUAUGACAAUCACAAAAGAGACCAGUUUAUUUAAUUAUGUAAAUGUACAGACACCGUCAACCGCAAGAUUCAAUGACGUUUUUUUACACGUCGUACCGGACGAAUUUAAUUCUACGAUCAUGGUAUAUAUACCGCGUGUUCUUAAUGACACGUAUGAUAGUGAUUUGCACAUUAUUGUGAAAGGAUCUAAUCGAUGCAAGAAAUAUUUACAAGUACCUAAAAAUUUACAAAAACAAGCAAGUAUAAAAAACGAUGAUGUCGCUUGGCAAGCUGCUAAGAUCUCGACAGAUGAGAUUGCUCGCAACAAUUAUACUUUCAUAGUUGGUGACAACAAAACUUACGGAAAUGCUAGGAAUUGCCCACUACAACGUAAUCAAUCAAAUUCAACAAGCAUUGGGAACGUUCUAGGUCCACUACCAUAUGAAAUAUGGCUCAUUCCCAUAAUAUUACUGCUCAUUAUGGGUGCCACAGUCUAUUAUUUUUACCGAAGACGAAGACGACAAGUAUUUAAAGAGAUACUUUCACAAAACGAGAUGGAGGUGUGGCAAAAUGCUGAGAGAACGAAUGUCUUUAGUAAUAAUAGUAAUAUUUAGAUCAAUAAUAAUAAAAGUAGAAUUACUAUUAUAAUUAGUAACAUUUUUUAAUGAAUUACGCUCGAUAGCUAAAGUAAAACCCAACGUUGACAAACGCGCGUUACAAAACAUCUUGUGUGAACCAGGUCUAUGACAGUGAAAAAAAUGCUAGAACUUAACGCGUCGUAAGUUAAAUUUUGUACUAAGUUCUCAAAUUUAACACAUUACUGCCGAGACACGUACCAAGCUGAAUCUUUUUGAGACCAAAUCAUUAUAUUUGUUUGAGUUAAGUUUUAGGUUCUUCUUCAAAGAAAAAGAAGAGCAAAAUCUCUCUCUUGCUCAUACGUGUAAAAUACUAAUGUUUAAUACAAUCAAAAUAUUUUCUUCUCAAAUGUACCCUGUUUUGUUGUCACAAAACAAGGGUUAAUCUAUGAAAAGUUUUGUUAAAUAUCGGUUUACUAAAUACUGAGUGACGACUCAAGCAAAGGUCUUUUUAUAGUUACUUUAACAAUAAUUUUUCUAAUACAUGUAAAAGUAAAAAUACUUGAAAUGAUCUUUGCUAAUUAAAAAUUGUGCCAAUACUUUUGAAAAAUUAUACACAUAUUUAAUAGUAGAUGCUUUUGCGGUGAGAUAUUAAAAAUAUUUGAAAAUAGAUCGCCACACAUCAGAGACAAUGUAUACGACAAUCAGGCUUGUGUGUUCCUAAAACAUCUNCUUUUAUUAUCAUCAGAUAAAUUUGCGGUUACUUUUUAGCAAAUCUACACUUUUAAUCAAAAACUCGUCAUAUGAUAUUAGUAAAAUUUACAGUUUUGAAAAUCUUUUACAGAUUUCGUGGCAAUAUGUAAUUGAACCAUUAUUCAAUAUUUCCUGUUAAGUUGUAGAUAACUUUAGUCGUAAAAGUUUCUAAUGUAUUAAUUACAUUUAGCAGAUACAAAACCUAAUGAUACAUUAAAACAAGUUUGGUUUCUUUUCCACCACUUUUCUCUCUUAAUUAGUACAAUGAUAGUCCAAUUGUCGCGGUAACAUUGCAAAGUUUGCAAGUACACUUAAAUUAUCGUUCUAGUAACAGUUUUGUGUUUAAUGCGUGAAAUAUUGACUUGUAUAAUAUGAAUUCAGAUAACCAAGUCUGUCGAAACAGAUUUUGCCAAAUGCUUGUUACAAA